AUGUACAGCUUAGAAAGCAAAAAUUAUUUAAAAGCAAAUGUUGGCAAAAAGGAGCCUGCCUCUCUUAACUCUCAUACUGACAAAGUAUGUCUUUCCCCUUCUCCACAGCUCCUCCAGCAACCAGUGGAACUAUUAAUUAACCUGAGGGCAGUCCCUGGCCCGCUGCGAGCACGGCAGGAUCCAUGCAAGGGGCAGGGGAUGAGCUGGUCGGAGGCUGAUGAAGAUUUGGACUUGCAUUCCAGAAAAGAUGUCCACGAAGGGACACGCUUCCCUCUAAGGAGCCAUCAGGUCACACUGACACUGCUGCCUUCUGACGUGGAUGUUUUUCAGCCUGUAUCAGUCAUACAAUCUUCUCAACACAGGGCUGAGGAGAACGGAGAUCAAGCACAUCCACGAAAAGAGUGGCUGGUUGGGAUCGCAUCCGUGAAGCAACACGCUCACCGACAAGCAGAUUUCAAGUCAACCACGAAUGGCCACAAGCUUGGCAGGGGACUCAAGGCGGUGGCUGGCGGGUUCUGCCAGGCUUGGGGGCAGGAGCACUGCGGCUUCCCGGGAAUGUCACAGGCGAAUAGUCGCCAGCAAACCCCGGGUGCGCACAGGACUGAUGAAGAUGGAAGCAUUUUGCCUGAUGUAUGCAAGUGCAGCAAAGUGACAGUGGCUCAUUUCACUGUUACUGAAUAA
Molecule: messenger RNA, 681 nt
Organism: Gymnogyps californianus (California condor)
Lineage: Eukaryota; Metazoa; Chordata; Aves; Accipitriformes; Cathartidae
Exons: 5
Coding region: 1-681 (226 amino acids)
Source: RefSeq, a predicted model, not a curated record